This is a messenger RNA of Aspergillus calidoustus, 1575 nucleotides long. The record is from the annotation of a GenBank genome assembly. NCBI's taxonomy places the organism in Eukaryota, Fungi, Ascomycota, Eurotiomycetes, Eurotiales, Aspergillaceae.
AUGGUGUCAUUCUCAUGCGAGGCGUGCGGUGAUGUCCUGACGAAAAAAAAGCUCGACCCUCAUCGUAACCAAUGUCGCGGCGCAAGUUAUACCUGCAUUGACUGCAUGGUCCAUUUCCAAGGAACCUCCUAUAGGUCGCACACGUCAUGCAUGAGCGAGGCUCAGAAAUACCAGGGCGCUCUAUACAAAGAGAAACCAGCCAAGAACGGACGGAAAGGCAACAACAACAAAAAUGAUAACAAGCAACCCCAAAAGCCCAAUGCCGGCCACCGUGCUCCCUACGUCGAAGACGCCCCCGAUUCCCAAGUCAACCUUCCUUCGGCUCCCACCCCACCCGCCCCCACGGAUACGAAGUCAGCGCCAUCAAAGGAAGAGGCCAAGGUCAAUGUCUUUGAUUUCCUGGUCGACGAGAAGACACCAAAUGCAUCCAAGGUCUCCAUGGCCCAGCCCAAGGAACAAAUGAAAAUGGUGGACCAUGCUCCCUCUGUCUUCGAGCCUGGACGGGCGAAGGCGCGUAUUGACACUGAGGAUGACGAUGAAUCGAAGGAUUACGAUGUCGCCUACGAAGAGAACGGAUUCUCUUACGGCUCCGGACCGAUCAUUGAGGCACCUUACCCCAACAACAAGAACGCCGCUGUCUCAAUGGAGUUUAUGACCCCAGCGCCAAAGAAGAAGAAGGAUCGGUUGCGCAAAGAGAAGCAACAGUCGCCUCCUACUUUGUCAAGAACUACGAGUGAUAAGAAGCGAAAGCGCCACAUUGAUGACCACGACGCUGAGGACGCAGAUACGCCGAUGUUGGAAGCUCCCUCCAGCGUGGUCAACCACCCAGGGACACCGAUGCUCAGUCAUUCCGGUUUGACAGGAGGUCUCGACCGUAUGCUCCGGUCGCCGUCAUUAGACGACGAUGAAAGUUCAGAGAACCCUCGCCGACGGUAUCAGGACCCUUCGUCGCCGCUGAAGCGUACCCGGCGCGAUGAGAAAGAAGGCCACGGAGAUGCAGGCCUCGGUAUCUCAAUCAAAAACCGAGCUGAGCGUCUAGUAUCUUCUAUGUUUGCUGGCUCAAGCGUCUCCGGAAGCAGUGCUGCCGGCGGCGAUAUUGAAGUCCGCAAAUCUAGGAAGGCCCCCAAGGUCCGAAAUGCAUCAAACGGACAAGCUUCGUCCGACGUAGUCAAAACCAAACGCAAGAGCAGUGCUCAAACAGACGGAGAUCGCCCAUCACGGCGUCUCAAACAAGUUGAUCACCCCGAGCGGUCAUACUCCCCACGAGACGACAGCGGCCGUGAGGUAGUCGUCUACCGACAAGAGAACCAUCCGGACGAGGUGCAGCGCGAGAUGGCGGCGCAUUUCUUGUCCCUAGUGACCAAGGGCCCUGAGAGCUCUCGAGGCUUUUCCGUGAACAAAGUCCUCAAGCGGUUCCACAGGGACUUCACAGACGAGUUCGACGGUGACGACCGCGGACGCGGUCAAGGCCGAAGCCGCGCAGACCGCGAACGAAGAGUCGACGACGAGAAGGAUCUGUGGCGAACGCUGCGUGUGAAGCAGAACGAGCGUGGGGAGAUUGUUUUGUUUUUCUAA